AUGAAAUGGCAAAAUCUUUUUUCCCAAUUAGGCAACCAAAUUUCUUUUCUUUACCUCUCACGAUAUGGUGUUCACUUUUUGAUAGUAAUGUUUUGUAAAAAUGCUUGCCAUACCAAUUCCAACCGAAAAACACAGGGAAAAAUGUCUUGUAGUAAAAGGCCGUUAGAAGAUGAUUUUUUAAAGGGAGAAAAAAGGGCAAAGAGAGGCACUGAAAGCGAUGAUGAAUUUGCAGAUUUGGAAGAUGAGGUUAUGUUCAAGUCCAAUGAACUGGAAACUACAAACAGUGAUAUGUACUUGGAUUCAAUUAAUAGGAAAAUUCUCAAUUUUGAGUUGCCAUUUGAGUGUAGUAGUACUUUGGCUACUACAAAUGUUUUUGUGUGCCUUGUCUGUGGCAAAUAUCUACAGGGAUCGUCAACAUCAUCACCUGCAUACUUGCAUUCAGUGGAUAGUGAUCAUCAUAUAUUUAUAAGUCUUGAAAGCUUGAAGUUUAUUUUGCUACCUGAGCAAAAGGUACUUUCUAAAGAAAGGGAAUCAGAGUUGAAAGAUAUACAGCUUCUUAUUGAUCCCAAGUUUGAUGAACGAAUGGUCGAAAAGUUCGAUAAGGAACCAAUGCAAGUUGAAACAUAUUUACGUGAGCAGUAUACAGUCGGCUACAUACCCAUCUUGAAUAAACUAUCAGAUUUAGGUUUGAAGGUGGAUAAUACAGCAGUAAGCGACAAUGCCUUGUUCUACGCUCUCUCUCACUUAUCAAAGUUCAGAGAUUUUUUUAUCAAUUAUAACUAUUCGGAUACGGCACCAUUGAGUAACCAAGUGUCCCGGUUGAUUAGAAAUAUAUGGUCUCCUUAUUUAUUUAGGGGAUUCACAUCUUCCUAUGCGAUUGAGAAUUACCUUUCCACUUGUAAGAUACCACCUAGGAUACGAAGUGAUUUAAAACUGUUUUACAUGUGGAUAACGAACACAUUAAUUAAGGAAAAUAAAAGUCUCAAACCAAUAUUCACGGGUAAAUUAACAGCUGAUUCUGUUGACAAAAAGAACUUGACCACAUUCCUGACCUUGACUCUUUCAAUGCCUCAACAGUCGGUUUUCAAGGAUGGCACUUCAUCAUCAAUUGAGCAACAUGAUAUUGAAACUUUAAUAACCCAGAGAAAUUUCCAUAUUAAGAAGGCACCGGAAAUUUUAACCAUAUACAUUGACAGGACAAACCAUAUGAGAAUCGAAGGAAUAGAUCAAGAAUUAAAUAUGAGUAUUGUGAAAUUUGACCCCGAUUUACUCGAAGUUAACAAUACAUUCAAAUAUAGACUAAUAGGGAAUAUCACUUAUGAGAAUAAGGUGCAGAUAUUGAAUAAAUCACAAUCAAAAUGGAUGGAAUUUGAUGGUGUCUCUGUGAAGGAAGUUGAAAAAGAAUUACUUUUUAUAAACAAUUGUAAAUUACAAUUCUGGGAAUUACUUAUAUAG
Pichia kudriavzevii is the source of this 1455-nucleotide messenger RNA. RefSeq lists its product as uncharacterized. Bases 1 to 1455 code for a protein of 484 amino acids. Gene Ontology annotation, molecular function: zinc ion binding. The record is from RefSeq and is a predicted model, not a curated record. NCBI's taxonomy places the organism in Eukaryota, Fungi, Ascomycota, Pichiomycetes, Pichiales, Pichiaceae. The transcript has a single exon.